This is a messenger RNA of Zea mays, 322 nucleotides long. RefSeq lists its product as uncharacterized. Bases 1 to 234 code for a protein of 77 amino acids. NCBI's taxonomy places the organism in Eukaryota, Viridiplantae, Streptophyta, Magnoliopsida, Poales, Poaceae. The transcript has 2 exons. The record is from RefSeq and is a predicted model, not a curated record.
AUGUGGAGCUUAUUCUGGGCUCUGCUCCCGCUGUUCCUCAGGCCGGUGGUUCGGUUCGCGGCGCGCGUGGCGGAAGGUGGGCCGGCGGCCGCGGUGGCGACGAUCCUGCACCGCGCCGGCGCACUGCCCAGGAACCGGGGCCUGGAGCGCCUCGUCCGAGACGACGCGCUCCACGGCCGCGGACAGGACUGCAUCGCCAGCUUCGUCGUCGGCGUCAUGCGCUGCCUCUGCUAGUAGAUUCGGUUGCCUAGCUAGAGCUAGAGAGAGGGGAAGUGGACUCCAUUGUUCGGAGAAAAUUCACCUCGAAAUUUGUAGCAGGAAA